AUGGAAACGCAGAUUCAGAAGCACAGCCUGAUAGACAAGUGCAAAUUAAAGAACAGCUGGAUAAAACAAGGGCUCGCCGAAUUUCUGGGGACAUUUGCAUUGAUUCUGUUUGGUUGUGGUUCAGUUGCCCAAGCAGUAUUGAGCAGAGGAGUAAGUGGCAACCUGCUGACUGUUUCCAUUGGCUUUCCAUUUGGAAUCACCAUAGCUGCUUAUGCUACCAUAGGAGUAUCAGGGGCACAUCUGAAUCCUGCUAUUUCCUUUUCUAUGUGUGUGCUGGGACGGCUUCAAUGGUUGAAACUGCCUGUCUACUGCCUUGCUCAGCUUGUAGGAGCCUUUGCUGGUUCAGCAGCAGUUUUUGGGCUUUAUUAUGAUGCAUUCAUGGCUUUUGAUGGUGGGAACUUGGCAAUAACUGGUGAAAAUGCAACAGCGCAGAUUUUCUCCUCUUAUCCAGCUCCACAUUUGUCUCUUGCAAAUGGCUUUGCAGACCAGAUCGUGGGCACUGCUGCUCUGCUCUUCGCUAUCCUUGCCAUUUUGGACUCCAAGAAUAAUGCAGUGCCCAAAGGUUUGGAGCCAGUGGUGAUUGGCCUGAUCAUCAUGGUUAUCAGUCUUUCAAUGGGCUUCAACUGUGGCUGUCCUAUCAACCCAGCUCGUGACCUUGGGCCGCGGCUCUUCACAGCUGUGGCUGGAUGGGGAUUUGAGGUUUUCAGUGUCAGCGAUGGGUGGUGGUGGGUUCCUGUCAUCGCACCAAUGAUCGGUGGAGUCCUUGGGACCGCCAUUUAUGUUCUGACAAUCGAGCUGCACCAUGAAGAGACAACUCCAAAGGAGAGCCACACUACCUCAGGACAGCAAGUGGAAGGGAAGGCAAAAUAUGAAAUGAUUUCAGUGCAGAGUAACAAAUAAUGUGGAACAUUGAGUGAAGAGCCAUUUGCUAGGGUUGGGAUCUGGGUCUGUGAGGAGAAUAUGAAUUAAUUUCAAAAAGAGCUUCAUUAUUCACCUGACAAAUGAGUUAUAGGAAUAUGAUUCUAAUGUUAUUGAUAGGGGACAGAGUCACCGAUCACAAAAGCUAUUAAAGAACCAAUCUAAUGUUGUGCAGUGAUACCUUGACAGGCUGUUUAACACCCAAAUAGAGAUGAGACAGAAUUGAGACCAGUUCAAUAUCACAUAUUCACAGAUUCUACUAUAUAGAAAGAGGCCAUUUGGCCCAUCAUGUCUGCACUGGCUCUCUGAGUAUUUUAA
This is a messenger RNA of Carcharodon carcharias (great white shark), 1236 nucleotides long. Its product is annotated as aquaporin-9-like. The coding region runs from base 1 to 900 and encodes 299 amino acids. Gene Ontology annotation, molecular function: water channel activity; glycerol channel activity; urea transmembrane transporter activity. Gene Ontology annotation, biological process: glycerol transmembrane transport; water transport. Lineage: Eukaryota; Metazoa; Chordata; Chondrichthyes; Lamniformes; Lamnidae. Gene Ontology annotation, cellular component: plasma membrane; basolateral plasma membrane. The transcript has 6 exons. The record is from RefSeq and is a predicted model, not a curated record.